UCAGAGCGAAGAACACGCUGGACAGACACACGGACAUGCAUUUAGAUAUAAGGAAAUACGCGUGCCACGUUUGUCCGAAGAGGUUCAGGAAACUGACGCAUCUGAACUAUCACCUAAGCACGCACCGAAAGAAGUGAAGUAAUGAUGGAUGUUUGUUCCAGAUGGCUCGCCGGCCCCGGCAGCCCCGCUGACGAGCCGGACACGGGCCAGAGUGAUGAGGAAACUAUAUGCAAAGAAAAAUAUCGCGAGGAAGAUGAUCUGAAAACCAAAGAGGAUGAUGAUGAACCACUGUCCAACGUGGCCUCGAGGAAGUCUAAUGACGCUUACAAUAAGUUUUACAGUGCCUUAGUUAACUUUAGAAACCAUUUCUUCAACGAUCACGAUAAGUGCAAGUAUCCAGAUUUCACAGACUCCAGCGACUCGGAAGUGGCUACAGAUGUUGAUAGCAAUGAAAUAAAUUUGGACAGUUUCGACGAUCUGACACAAAGUAACAUGCGCAAAGACAAAAUGGAUGAAGACACUAGACUAGAACUGAGUCAAGCUCAAGUGAAAAUAAACGGGAAAGUGUACUAUACAUGCAAAUUGUGCGGAAAGAAUUUAAGCUCGUCACACACUUAUGUCUAUCACAAGCGGAUUCACACGGGCGAGCGUCCUUGCGUGUGCCAUGUUUGCGGAAAGCAGUUUCGGGCGCCGAACGGUCUCCAGCGCCAUCUGACGGAGACGCACGAGCGUUUACGCCGGCACUCGUGCCAAUACUGCCCGAAGAACUUCGCCAACGUGCAGAAUUUGAAGCAGCACAUGCGCAUCCACACCGGCGAGAGACCGUACGUGUGUCCGCAGUGCGGGAAGCGAUUCACGCAGAGCGGCUCCCUGCACGUUCACGUGCGAACUCACACGGACCACUUCCCGUUCGAUUGCGCGGAGUGCGGGGCGAAGUUCCGUUUGCGGGCGGGGCUGGCGCGGCACCGCCUGAAGCACAGCGGGGAGCGGCCCCACGCGUGCGGAGCCUGCCAGGCGGCGUUCCGCCACAAGCACGAGCUGACGGCCCACCGCGCCUCGCACUCGGACGCGAAGCCCCACGCCUGCGGCUCGUGUGGCGCCGCCUUCAGACAACGCCGCGCUCUCAGACACCACACCAAAAGAAUGCAUGAAGCUGAAGCUACCGGAGAUAUAACGCAUACCCUCGUCUAUAAUCAAGACCCACAGGCGCUACACUAUUGAUUUAAGUGCGUUUUUGGAAUCGAUGUUAACUUGACCCAAAUAUUUGCGAGACAAUUUUUAUGAAUAUAUUAAAUCAAUAAAUUAUAUUUAUUAAUUGAUGUUUUGUUUGACUUUAAUAUUCCUAUUAAAUUAAUUAUUGAACCUGAUAAGCGUGAUAAUUUAGAAGUAAUUUUGGGAAUAGGAACAGGAAUAAACCAUGAGGAAAAACAGCCUGCCUACUUCAAUAUUCCACGACAGGUGCUGUCCGCGAACAUUCUAAAGUAGAUGUGGGUAUCUCUUGGAUAGGC
Messenger RNA from Amyelois transitella, 1508 nucleotides. Its product is annotated as zinc finger protein 846-like. Lineage: Eukaryota; Metazoa; Arthropoda; Insecta; Lepidoptera; Pyralidae. Bases 142 to 1221 code for a protein of 359 amino acids. Gene Ontology annotation, biological process: regulation of DNA-templated transcription. Gene Ontology annotation, molecular function: RNA polymerase II cis-regulatory region sequence-specific DNA binding; DNA-binding transcription factor activity, RNA polymerase II-specific. The transcript has a single exon. The record is from RefSeq and is a predicted model, not a curated record.